AUGGCUAAGAAUCACGCAGACCUCCAGGGGGCUCUAUUUAACUCGUCGAGAUACCUGGCGGAUUUGCUGACUCGUUGUGCGUUCAUCGAAGAACAGUUUUAUGAGGGUGGAGAUCUUGUUAUAGUGAAUGUCGAAAAAGAACGAUCGAUCGUCCGGGUGUAUGUGGCAAUAUUGCGAUAUUCUGCCGAAAUACAGAGAGUUCGACAGUUCAACAAGGGAGAAGACAUCGUGGCGAGUAUAACGGCUAUAACAAGCCAGCCACUCACGCAGCUCAAGACCUCGAUCAAGGAAGAAGAGACCCACCUGCAUCACUGGCUGGUCCUGGACCAGCACCUGCACCGAAAAAAGGAGGCAGAUGCUAUUCUGACUCACCUCGAUAAAUUGAUGGUGGAUUUCCAAAAAAUGCGCGAUGCAGUUGAUAUGUUAAAUCUCCCUUUCGCCAAGGGUGCAUUUUUUGACUCGUUCGAGGACCAGCAUGAGGAUGAAUGCCUUGCUGGAACGCGAACGGAAUUACUUCAGCAGAUGCAGGACUGGGGGAGGUCCAGUGAGAGGUCUAGUGGGAAACACAUUUUCUGGCUGAGCGGAAUGGCAGGCACUGGAAAGUCCACUAUUGCGAGAACGGUAGCUCGAUCGUUCAACGAGGAUGGCAUUCUCGGAGCGAGUUUCUUUUUUAGAAGAGGCGAAGGAGAUCGGGGCUCGGCCGCAAAGUUUUUCCCCACGAUUGUGAAGCAACUGGCAGUCCAUAUUCCUGGAAUGAUUACUGGCAUGCGAAAGGCCAUCGAGGAAGAUCCUGCAAUUCCGGGUAAAUCACUUAAAGAGCAGUUUAAUAAGCUCAUGUUGCAGCCAUUGCUCGCCGUGGAUGAGGGACAAUUAAAUGCUUCUACGGUGGUUGUCAUCGACGCCCUAGAUGAGUGCGAGCGGGAGGAAGACAUCGAGAUCAUCCUCGACCUUUUACCCAAGGUUGAGACGGCAACAAAGACAGCAAUCCGAUUCUUCUUGACCAGCCGGCCGGAGUCACCCAUCCGUUUUGGAUUUGAUCAGAUCGAUCAGAGCAACUACCAGAACACCAUCCUGCAGAACUUGGAUGAUAAUGUGAUAAAGCAUGAUAUCACUCUAUAUCUUGAAGAAGAAUUCUCUAAAAUAUUGCAGAAGCGCCAGCAUGAUCUCCCCCCUGACUGGCCUGGAGAGGAAAGAAUCGAAGCCUUAGCAAUGAUGGCUUGUCCGCUCUUUAUCUUUGCAGCCACAAUGUGUCGUUUCGUGGCGGAUAGGCGUUUUGACCCGGAUGAGCGGCUUCGGGAGUUUUCUACUAAUUCUACAGGAUCAAAGAUGGAUGACACAUACCGACCAGUUCUGAACCAACUCCUUGUCAAGGACGCUACGGACAGGACUAAGCUGAUUGAAAAGUUUCAGAGAAUCAUUGGUGUAAUCAUUUUUCUUGCCAAUCCGCUCUCAUUGAGCUCUCUUGCGGAGCUGCUUGGAACACCGGAACGCUAUAUCAGUAUUCAUUUGGACUUAUUCCAUUCAGUCCUGUCUAUACCCAGCGAUUCAAAACUACCUAUACGGACCCUGCAUUUGUCCUUCCAUGAUUAUCUGGUGGAUGAUCGUACAAAAGACGAAGAGGCCACGUCUCGAUUCUGGGUGGAUAAAAAGGAGAAGCACAAGCUUAUAGCCUGCCAAUGUCUUGCUGUCAUGGGCCGUUAUCUCAGAAAGAAUAUUUGCGAUCUGCCAAGCCAUGGGACCAGUCGAACAGAGAUAGACCAUGAUGCUAUGGCAAGAUUUCUCCCGCCUGCUCUGCAGUACGCCUGUCGUUAUUGGGUUUACCAUCUCGCCCAAAGUUCAGCAUCAGCCGAUACUAUUGACCAAGUGCUCAUCUUCCUCAAAGAGCACUUUCUUCAUUGGCUGGAGUCAAUGAGCAUUUUGGGGAUGAUACCCGAGGCUAUAGUUGCAGUAAAUUCAUUGCUCCAGCUGACAAAAGAUAUACACAGUAAUGAGAUACAUGUUUUCCUCGGAGAUGCCCGCAGAUUUAUGCUAAAGUUUGCACACAUUCUUGAUACGGCACCACUGCAGCUGUACAGCGCUGGCCUGAUUUUCGCACCAUAUAAAUCGUUGAUCAGAGAGAACUUUGAAAAAGAACUCCCUGCUUGGUUAUGCAAAGGCCCAAAAGUGGAAGAGUAUUGGAAUCCAGAAAUGCAAACGCUUGAGGGCCAUUCUGGCCCUGUUGAGUCGGUCACCUUCUCCGGCGAUAGCCAGCUUCUUGCAUCGGGCUCUUAUGAUCACACUAUUAAGCUGUGGGAUCCCGCCACGGGCGCUCUCAAGCAUACGCUCGAGGGCCAUUCUAGCUGGGUUCGGUCGGUUACCUUCUCCGGCGAUGGCCAGCUUCUCGCAUCGGGCUCUAUUGAUCACAUUAUCAAGCUGUGGGAUCCCGCCACGGGCACUCUCAAGUAUACGCUCGAGGGCCAUUCUAGCCGGGUUGAGUCGGUCGCCUUCUCCGGCGAUAGUCAGCUUCUCGCAUCGGGCUCUAAUGAUAACACUAUCAAGCUGUGGGAUCCCGCCACGGGCGCUCUUAAGUAUACGCUCGAGGGCCAUUCUGGCCGGGUUGAGUCGAUCGCCUUUUCCGGCGAUGGCCAGCUCCUCGCAUCGGGCUCUAAUGAUAACACUAUUAAGCUGUGA
Molecule: messenger RNA, 2670 nt
Organism: Aspergillus melleus
Lineage: Eukaryota; Fungi; Ascomycota; Eurotiomycetes; Eurotiales; Aspergillaceae
Product: NACHT and WD repeat domain-containing protein
Exons: 2
Coding region: 1-2670 (889 amino acids)
Biological process (GO): negative regulation of transcription by RNA polymerase II
Cellular component (GO): transcription repressor complex; nucleus
Molecular function (GO): protein binding
Source: RefSeq, a predicted model, not a curated record